AAUCGACUCUAUCAGUAGUUGCAACUCUUUGAGGAAUAUGGUCAUGGCUCGGCAAGUCGUAAAGAAUGAAGACAUUCUGCAAUGACAGUGUCUGCACUCGGCAUUCGUACGGGUAGUUUGUUACUGAAUGAUACAGCCAGAUCACCCUCGAUGUCAGGAGAUGCCGUAUUACACACCAUCAACUAUCGGCUUCGCCUGAAUUAUCGGAUCGCACCCCUUUCCACAAUCGCCAUCGUUCUCCACGCUGUAUGGGGCACACCCUGGCGCUCAUAAGAUGCCAUUCUUUAUCACGUGUAUGCUUAUUCUUCUCCCACACGAAGCAGUUCGACGACAGGGUGGAGAUAGGAGGCUGCAAUGGGG
This is a messenger RNA of Aaosphaeria arxii CBS 175.79, 360 nucleotides long. RefSeq lists its product as uncharacterized. The coding region runs from base 82 to 273 and encodes 63 amino acids. The transcript has a single exon. NCBI's taxonomy places the organism in Eukaryota, Fungi, Ascomycota, Dothideomycetes, Pleosporales. The record is from RefSeq and is a predicted model, not a curated record.